Molecule: messenger RNA, 551 nt
Organism: Colias croceus (clouded yellow)
Lineage: Eukaryota; Metazoa; Arthropoda; Insecta; Lepidoptera; Pieridae
Exons: 3
Coding region: 187-534 (115 amino acids)
Source: RefSeq, a predicted model, not a curated record
AGGUGAUCAGCCUUCUGUGUCCUGCCAGACCGAGACAUUUUUUUCUUCGUCGCCACCGGGAACCCUCGGUUCUACGCUCACGCGCUAACCACUGUACCAAGGAGUCGGUCAACAACCGUUUAUAUAAGAGCCAUCGAUCCAAACCAGGUUCUCAGGACAAUAACCAAGCCUUAACCUAGCCCAGUCAUGGAUGAAUUCAUAAAAAAUAUCAAAAAUAAAUUUUCUAUGGAAAAUAUAGUAGAGCGCCUGAAGGAUGAGAUAAAAGAAGAGAAAAAUAAUGUUCCCGAAACUCUUGAGAAGGUAGAUCCAUCAAAAAUAGCCAACAUAGAGGAACAUGUAUCGAAUUUACAAGAACAACCUAAACCUUCCCUUCAACCAGCCGAUGAUAUGAAAAAUAAACAAAUACCGGGCAAUAUUCAGAAGAAAGAACCAACCGCGAAGACGAGUAUGAAUGUCCUUCAAAAACCUAUAGAGCCCGAAGAAUUUAGGGAUCCGUUCCGAGAUGACGAGAAUCUUUUUAAUUUCUAUGAUUGAUAUUUGAUUUUAUACAU